UCUAGCAGGAAUCUUCUUUCCCGCAACUUGAAGCCAUUGUUUCUCCGGAAGAGGAGAAAACAAGCUUGCUUAUCUUCUCUAUGAUAGCCCUUUGGAUACCUGAAGAUUGCUAUUACUUGGCGCAAAGCAGGCGGCUCCCAGGGCCAAAGUGUUGCGGCGCAUCCUGGCGAGCGCCUGCGAGGCUCCCCCGCCCCGGAAAAACCAACGCCGUGGGAGUGGAGAGGGACGGCGCUCGCAGAGCUUCGGCGGGGCUGGGGAGACUUUUCUCUCUGCCUGGAACAGGAAGGUCGGAGAGGAGGCAGGCGGGAAGGCGCGCGACGCGCGGAUGAAGGGAGCCCCUCCGGGGACCAGGCGCCCUCCUGACCGCGCGAAGCCCUUGGGGAGCCGAGCGGGCGCUGUCAGCUGAUGGGCGCGCCUCGGCGUAGGAGCAAGACAGCGGACUCAGAGGAGGAGGAGGAGGGCGGCUUCCCUUUGCUGCUGCAGCGCAGCCGCUGGAGCCGCAGAGCAGACGCCCCGCAGAUGCGGCAAACUCCGACACAGAAUUUGGAAUCUCUCACAAAUAUUUCCUUAGUGUGUAUCCCGGGCCUUCACCUGCUGGAUCGAUGCUUCACAAACCAGGAGUGUGACCGAGCUCUGGAGCCUGAAAUACUAUUGCUAUUAUCAUUACUUAUUAAAAGCAUAUCACCACCCACCAGUCGAUAUUCUCUGGGAGGUUUGCAAACCAGGCAGUAUUAAAGCUAUAACAAAUACCACUUAAAAAUUGACAAUAAGGAAUGCAAGACAGCAGCCAAAAUGGAAAUCCUGCAUUUCCUGGCAAUGAAGAUUUCAUAAACAGAUCCCAGUUCAGGUGACAAGCCAGGAUAAGUCACAACAGCCUAACUGAUAAACUGUGGAUUGAAUAAAAAACCUGGCAACCAAUGAACAAUGGUUUUUCCUUAACUAUAUAACCUGGGGGAUAACGAGGAGACCACCUUUUACAACCAGGAGAAACAUUUCACUCCACCUUGCCUUCUGAAACUUUCUACUGCUCAUCCUUGCACAAUGGAUUGGUGCCCCAACUUCACCUGCUUCUCAGUCACUACUUCAGCAGAAUCCAACCGGACGGGCUCCAGCUCCCUCCUGGACCACCCUGGUGCCCGUGGAUCCUUGUCUAUCUUUAGCGUCCUCGUCUUGACUCUGUUGGCCAUGUUGGUGAUUGCCACUUUCCUCUGGAACGUGCUGGUUCUGGCAACCAUAUUGCGUGUCCGCACUUUCCACAGGGUUCCUCACAACCUGGUGGCGUCCAUGGCCAUCUCGGAUGUGAUGGUGGCCGCCUUGGUGAUGCCUCUCAGCCUGGUCCACGAACUGUCCGGGCGGCGCUGGAGGCUGGGGCGGAUCCUGUGCCAGGUGUGGAUCUCCUGCGAUGUGCUGUGCUGCACGGCCAGCAUCUGGAAUGUCACGGCCAUCGCUCUGGACCGCUACUGGUCAAUCACUCGCCACCUAGAGUACACCCUGAGGACCCGCCGGCGCAUCUCCAACAUUAUGAUUGCUCUGACGUGGAUCCUGUCGGCCAUCAUCUCUCUGGCUCCGGUGAUCUUUGGCUGGGGGGAGACUUAUUCGGAGGGCAACGAAGAAUGCCAAGUCAGCCAGGAGCCUUCUUACACCAUCUUCUCUACCUUUGGGGCUUUUUACCUGCCCCUCUGCGUGGUGCUCUUUGUCUACUGGAAAAUCUACAAGGCAGCCAAGUUUCGCAUUGGAUCCCGGAAGAGCAACUCCAUCACUCCUAUAACACCUGAAGCCCUGGAGGUGAAGGAAGCCUCCCAGCAGCCGCAGAUGGUGUUCACCGCCCGGCAUGCCACGGUCACCUUCCAGACGGACGGAGACACGUGGAGGGAGCAGAAAGAGAAGAGAGCUGCCCUUAUGGUGGGCAUCCUCAUCGGGGUGUUUGUGCUGUGCUGGAUCCCCUUUUUUAUCACAGAACUCAUCAACCCCCUCUGUUCCUGUGACAUACCCCCGCUCUGGAAAAGCAUUUUCCUUUGGCUCGGCUAUUCCAAUUCUUUCUUCAACCCUCUGAUCUAUACGGCCUUCAACAAGAACUACAACAACGCUUUCCGGAACCUCUUCUCCAGGCAGCAGUAAGCGAGGAGGGCAAAGGAAGAAGGAAGGCCUUUCUAAAAACUUUCCCCUUCCCUACAUUACUUAAAGAGACAUAGCAGCGGCGGGGGGGGGGGCUCCUUAAAGGCACAUGAGGCCUUUCCAGAUGAUCAGUUUAUAUCACAAUAAAUGCUCAAUUGUCA
This is a messenger RNA of Podarcis muralis (Common wall lizard), 2276 nucleotides long. It is a transcript of the gene HTR5A, whose product is annotated as 5-hydroxytryptamine receptor 5A. The record is from RefSeq and is a predicted model, not a curated record. NCBI's taxonomy places the organism in Eukaryota, Metazoa, Chordata, Lepidosauria, Squamata, Lacertidae. Gene Ontology annotation, cellular component: plasma membrane. Gene Ontology annotation, biological process: adenylate cyclase-activating adrenergic receptor signaling pathway; positive regulation of MAPK cascade. Gene Ontology annotation, molecular function: G protein-coupled serotonin receptor activity.